GGACGUCUUGGGCGUCGGGAAUUGUUUUAGAACAAGACGAAAAAAAAAUGCGCGACGAAAGAGUCAAGUGCGGCAGUUGGAUGCGGCGAUCGUGUAAAGUGAUAGCAGCAACUUCAAGUUUACUUCUACAGUUUCAAUAACGUUACACCAGCAGAUAGAGAUUUAUGCACGAAGAGGAAGCAAUGCGAAACACUCAUUAGAAGUUGUCGAUGAUCAUGAUCAAAAUGAUCUUGUCGAUUCUCUUCGUUUUAACGUUGACAACCAUCCAGAUCUCAUGCGUUUACGUGCCAAACGAAGGAUCUGGAAAGUCGGCUUACGUGGUCAAGACUUCUCCAAUUAUACAUCAGAACUACAGCAGCGUGCGGAAGCAGCAGUUCGAAAACGCUAACAACGUGGAGAGCAUCCGCAGAGGUGGUAAACGUUUGGAGGAGGUGAAAGGGCAUUACAUCACGAAGAUCAAAGUGGAGAAGCGGCCGAAACCGCAGAACUAUUACGGAAAUCCUCACACAAAUCAGAUCCAGCACGAUUUCUACAGGGUUUACUCGAAGUGUCCGGAAGGUGAGAGCGGACAGUUCAUCUACGAAUUCGCUUGCAAUCAGUUCUUGAACUGCUGGACGGGAAGAGGUCUGGUGGAGAACUGUCCGGCCGGGACGCUCUUCAAUCCUAACUCGUUGGAAUGCGAUCACGCUGACAAAGUCAAGUGCAUUACUGGUCCGAAGAACCAUAAUCUCAGGUUCAUCGAUGAGGAGAAAUCUGCGACGACCGAGGCGAAAUGUCCGAGAGGUUUUUCGGGGAUUAUACCGCAUUACGGAGAUUGCGCAAAGUUCGUGAAAUGCGGUAACGGCAUUGCUCAUGAGAUGGAUUGUCCUCCUGGUACCUUCUUCGAUAUCAAGACGAAUAUGUGCGAUUAUCCGCAGAAGGUGGACUGCUUCAAUGGGCAGAAUCUGAAGGAGUGCACUGAUUGCAAUACAAAGGCGAAGAGCGACGGCACCGGGCAGAAUAUGACCAAGUACGGUUCGUCUUCAUCCUCCAACGUCUUGCAACAACAGCAUCAUCACGGAACCAGCCCCAAGUGUUCACCAGGUUACAGCGGUUUGGAGAAGCAUCCAGCAGACUGCGCGAAGUUCUUGAACUGCGCCAACGGUAUAACUUACGUCCAAGAUUGCGCGCCUGGUACACUCUUCAAUCCCAACUCCAAAAUCUGCGAUUUCCCUUAUAAAGUACGAUGCGAAUCCGGAAACAGCCAGGAAGAUAAUCACCAACACAACCAUCAACAUCAGCACCACGGACAUCACCAACAUCAUGGAAAUGAUUAUAACCAAGGUAGCAAUCAAAACCAUGGUAACUAUCAAAAUCAAUACAAUGGUAAUAAUCAAAACGGUGGUAGAAACCAUGGUAACAAUCAACAUUCUGGAUAUGAUUGGAACCAGUAUUACGGACACAAUCACCAUGACUACGAUCAGCACAGGCACCACGAUCAUAGCGCGGGAUUCCACGAGAAUACUGGAUAUCAACAUCAAAAUCAAAACCAGCAUCAGCACCAAAACCAAAUGACGGGAACGAUAAUCAGAAGCAACAGGACCUACGGAAACGCAUGGAAACCGAUGUAUAAUUACACGUAUUCAAUCGGACAGAACGGCGGCAGGAUGAACUUCAGCAGACGUUACGGAUCCGAAGACAAUCAAAAUCGGAACGGAUAUUUUCCUCACAGCGAACACUACGAGGUGACAACCACAGCCAGACCAACCUACAGACCAGCACCGGUCUACGUUCCACCUAAAUCGACGACACCGCGGAGCGCUUGGAUUCCCUAUACGGAAAGAAGGACUUUGGAAGCGACGACGCCGAAGACGAAGCAUUGGCCUCCACCGUUUCCAUCCACCGACCCGAACGCCGAUUACGUCUUCGAGUACGAGGAUCUGGAUACGACGGUUGACAAAUCCAGAGACGUGCAGAACUGGUGCAACGACAACAAAGGAUUCGAAUGCGGGAACAAACUUUGCAUUCCGCCUCAUCAAGUGUGCGACGGAAAAAAGCAAUGCUUGAAUGGUUGGGACGAGGUGGACUGCGGCUCGUACUUGCAGCAAUUCCAGCUCACCGGUGGCACCAAAUUGGCUGUAAGGGAAACGGAGAAGCACACGAACAUCACGCUCAAAUGGUGCUCCAAGAUCUGCGCGCUGAAGAGCAAUUGCAAGGCAUUCAAUUACAGGACUUUGGAUGGUUCCUGCUUCAUCUUGAACAGUAACGUCGGUCAAUCGGGAGCUCUGAUAUUGCUACCAAACCACGACUACUACGAAGCCAAGAAAUAUUCCAUCAAUUGUAAUGGAGGCUACGAGUGCAGAAACAAGAAGUGCUUGAGCACUGCGCAACUCUGCGAUGGUCACAACGAUUGCGGAGACGGCGCCGACGAGAAGAACUGCAAGGCUGAAGCGUUUGGCUACAACCUGAACAUCGUAGGUUUCCAAGAGAAGAACGCCGGGCUUUUAGAAGUUGAAGCGUUCGGGAAGCGCGGAUACGUUUGCGAUGAUAUGUUCGGAUUGCGCAACGCCGAUGUCGCGUGCAGAGAGCUCGGAUUUCCUCUGGGAGCGCUCGAGGUUAAGGGCAACUCGAUGCUGGCGCCGAAGGCGAACACCUCCUUCUACAUGAUGGACGACGUGAGCUGCUUGGGAAACGAGACGUCCCUCAGGGACUGCGAUUUCGCCGGCUGGGGUGUACACAAUUGCGGCCCUUCGGAAGCUGUUGGGAUCGUGUGUAAAACCCCGUUGGAGGUGUGCCCUAAAGGUCACUGGCAAUGCAAAGGCGGCAAAGAGUGCGUUUCGUUGAAAUUCAUAUGCGAUGGUGUUUACGAUUGCUCCGAUUAUUCCGACGAAGAUGAUUCUCUUUGCGAUGCUCCGGUGACGUUGCGUUUGGUGAAUGGUACCAGCAGAAAUGAAGGAAGGGUGGAGAUCAAGUACCAUGGGACGUGGGGAACCAUCUGCGACGAUGAUUUCAAUGACGAUGCUGCGAAGAUUGUUUGCAGGGAGCUGGGCUACAGGGGGUCGGCUUUUGUGGUGAAAGACGCUUACUUUGGGAUGGGAUCAGGACCUAUAUGGUUAGAUCAGGUCUUCUGCAAGGGCAACGAAACGCAGCUCUCCGAAUGCAGUCAUUGGGACUGGGGAGAGCACAACUGCGAACACUCUGAGGAUGUUGGCGUGAUCUGCACUAACGAAAAUUCGCCAGUUCCAGGUACUGCUAGGCAUUCCAACUUGCAGCCCAGCGAAAUGGCUACAAGCGAUUUACCAGAAAAGUGCGGAUUAAGAUCGGACGCUAUAUUUCAGGAUGAGUUCUCCGAUGUUCAUUUUAGGGUAGUAAGGGGAAGCUUAGCUCGACCCGGAGAAUAUCCUUGGCAGGCGAGUAUUAGAGUGAAAGGUAAAUUGAAGCCGACCCAUUGGUGCGGAGCUAUCGUGAUCUCCUCAUCAUUUGUGCUGACUGCCGCCCAUUGUCUGGAGGGAUUUACGAAAGGGGCUUACUUUGUAGUGGCAGGCGAUUAUAAUGUGAAUAGGAACGAAGGCACUGAACAGGAGGCGUAUAUCGAAGAUUUCAUUCUGCAUGAGGACUUUAAGAAGGUGAAUAAAAUGAAUAACGAUAUCGCGUUGAUAAAGCUGAAGGGUCGUGGCUUCAAAUUGAACAAGGACGUGCAGGCCAUUUGCCUGCCCGACUCCGAUUUGGAAUACGAUAGGAGAAACUGCACGAUUUCGGGCUUCGGAUCGAUAGAAACUGGAAAAUCCAAAGCCUCGCACGACCUUAGGGCAGGUUGGUUACCGAUCCUACCGAUGGACGUAUGCAAUAUGGCCCACAUCUACGGGUCAGCAAUAACGCAGGGGAUGUUCUGCGCGGGCAGUUUGGAUGAGGGUGUGGACGCUUGCGACGGCGAUAGCGGCGGACCUCUGGCAUGUCUGAAGGACGGCGUGUACACCUUGUACGGCAUCACCUCCUGGGGACAGCACUGCGGUCACGCCAAUAAGCCCGGCGUUUACGUGAAGGUGUCGCAUUACAAGGCUUGGAUUGAGAGUACUAUGAAGAAGAUGAUUAAAUAAAGUAAUUUAUGUUGCGGUA
This is a messenger RNA of Nicrophorus vespilloides, 4095 nucleotides long. RefSeq lists its product as uncharacterized. The transcript has 12 exons. Gene Ontology annotation, biological process: proteolysis. Lineage: Eukaryota; Metazoa; Arthropoda; Insecta; Coleoptera; Silphidae. Gene Ontology annotation, cellular component: extracellular region; membrane. The record is from RefSeq and is a predicted model, not a curated record. The coding region runs from base 210 to 4076 and encodes 1288 amino acids. Gene Ontology annotation, molecular function: protein binding; serine-type endopeptidase activity; chitin binding.